UGCACCUGCGAAGCGCUCUGUCGCAUCAUCACACCGGCGCUGCUUUCAGAAUCCGCUCCGUCCGUCCGACAUCACUCCCAAAACAUGCAUCAAUGGCACCGCCGCUUAACUUCCGCGCGUUUUUCACGAGGAGCGACCGCUGUUUGAACUUUGAUUCGGAUAAACGAGCGCGCGUUCGAUAUCUGGAAUCUCCUCCGCGGAUGACUAAAUAACAGCAGCGAUGGCCCGGGCAAACAUGGUGUUUUCGGACGUCGAAACUUUCUUGGAUGAGCACCCGGAAUUGCUGGAGGACUACCUGAAUAGGAAGGGCAAAGCGAGCAUGGUGGAAAAGUGGAUGAAGAGCCAUCCGAAAACUCCGGAGAAAGCGGUGAGCGCGUGCGGGAAGGACAGCUGGGCGAGCCGCGGAGACGGGCUGCAGAGACGGGCGUCGCAGAAAGAGCUUCGGAAGACCUUCGCCAGGUCCAAAGCCAUCAACGCGAACAGGACUUACGACGAGCAUGUGAACUCCAGAGCCCAGGAGCCGCUGACCAGCAUGCGGAGGCGCGCGCUGCUGCGUAAAGCCAGCUCGUUACCGCCGACCACCGCGCACAUCCUCUCCGCGCUGCUGGAGUCCCGGGUCAACAUCCCUCAAUACCCGUCCACCGCUGUAGACUACAAAUACUACCUAAAAGAGCACAACGAGCGGGAGUUUUUCCUGGAGCUCGUCAAAGACAUCUCCAACGACCUGGAUCUCACCAGCCUCAGCUAUAAGAUCCUGGUGUUCGUGUGCAUUAUGGUGGACGCCGACCGCUGCUCGCUGUUUUUGGUGGAGGGUCCGGCUAAUAAGAAGACUUUGGUGUCCAAGUUUUUUGAUGUGCACGCGGGGACCACCGUGCUGCCCUCGCUGAGCAACUCGGAUGAGGUGCAGGUGCCCUGGGGAAAGGGCAUCAUCGGGUACGUGGCCGAGCACGGGGAGACCGUCAGCAUCCCCGAUGCCUAUCAGGACCAUCGCUUCAGUGACGAGAUUGACAAACUCACCGGAUAUAAAACCAAGUCUCUUCUGUGCAUGCCUAUUCAUAACAGUGACGGAGAGGUCAUCGGGGUCGCACAGGCCAUCAACAAGAGCCCCAAUGGAGCGCUGUUCACCCAAGAUGACGAGAAGGUGUUGCAGAUGUAUCUACCCUUCUGUGGCAUCGCCAUCUCAAACGCCCAGCUGUUCGCUGCCUCCAGGAAAGAGUACGACAGGAGCAGGGCUCUUCUGGAGGUGGUGAAUGAUCUGUUUGAGGAGCAGACUGAUCUGGAGAAGAUCGUGAGGAAGAUCAUGCACCGCGCGCAGACUCUGCUGAAGUGUGAACGCUGCUCUGUGCAGCUGCUGGAGGACAUCGAGUCUCCGGUGGUGAAGUUCACCAAGUCCUUUGAGCUUCUGUCACCCAAAUGCAGCGCUGACAUGGAGAACAGUUUCAAGGACAGCAUGGAUAAAUCGUCGUAUUCUGAUUGGCUGAUCAAUAACAGCAUUGCGGAGCUGGUGGCCUCCACUGGGCUUCCUGUGAACAUCAGCGACGCUUAUCAAGACCCUCGAUUCGACGCUGAGGCAGAUCAGUUCUCCGGCUUCCACAUCAGAUCUGUGCUGUGUGUCCCCAUCUGGAACAGUAACCACCAAAUCAUCGGUGUGGCUCAGGUCUUGAACAGACUCGAUGGGAAACCAUUUGAUGAUGCAGAUCAGAGGCUGUUCGAGGCAUUUGUGAUUUUCUGUGGACUGGGAAUCAAUAACACCAUUAUGUAUGACCAAGUGAAGAAGUCCUGGGCCAAGCAGUCUGUGGCUUUGGAUGUGCUGUCAUAUCACGCCACCUGCUCAAAGACUGAGGUGGACAAGUUUAAGGCGGCGAACAUCCCCCUGGUGUGUGAGCUGGGCAUUGAUAAACUGUCGUUUGAUGAUUUCUCUCUGGAUGUGGACGCGAUGGUGACGGCGGCGCUCAGGAUGUUCAUGGAGCUGGGGAUGGUGCAGAAGUUCAAAAUAGACUACGAGACGUUGUGUCGGUGGCUGCUGACCGUGAGGAAGAACUACCGCAUGGUUCUCUACCACAACUGGAGACACGCGUUCAACGUCUGCCAGUGCAUGUUCUCCAUGCUGACCACAGCAGGCUUCCAGGAGACUCUGACCGAGAUGGAGACUCUGGCUCUGAUCGUGGGCUGCAUCUGCCAUGAUUUAGACCACAGAGGAACCAACAACGCCUUCCAGGCCAAGACGGGAUCAGCUCUUUCUCUUCUUUACGGGACUUCAGCCACACUAGAGCACCAUCACUUCAACCACGCGGUGAUGAUCCUGCAGAGCGAGGGUCACAACAUCUUCUCCAAUCUGUCUUCACAUGAGUAUGGAGAACUGAUGCAGCUCCUCAAGCAGUCCAUACUGGCCACAGACUUAACACUCUACUUUCAGAACAGAAACUCUUUCUUUGAGCUGGUGAAUAAAGGCGAAUACAACUGGAACGUGAAGGAGCACAGAGAGAUGUGCAGGUCCAUGUUGAUGACGGCGUGUGAUCUGGGCGCUGUUACCAAACCCUGGGAGAUUUCACACAAGGUCGCAGAGCUGGUGACCAGCGAGUUUUUCGAGCAGGGAGACCGAGAGCGCUCUGAACUCAAGCUCACGCCAUCUGCCAUUUUCGACCGAAACCGUAAGGACGAGCUGCCGGGCCUUCAGCUGGAGUGGAUUGAUGGGAUCUGCGCGCCGCUCUAUGAGACAUUUGCCAAAUUGAACCCCAAACUGCAGCCGAUGGUGGACUUGAUCAAGGCUAACCGUGCCAAAUGGGAGGAACUGCACCACAGACACCAGCGAAGCAGCCAAGAAGCUAGCAUCCCUGCUAGCCCAGAUCACGCCGACGUUUUGGCUAGCAGCUGUAGCUGCGCCGAGCCCUUCCACACCAUCAGCUAACUGCAGAAACCUUCCCACAAUGCACAACAGGAUGAGUCUGACUGCUUCAGACCAGCGGGCAUUACCUCACUAGCGCCCUCUGUGGGCGUUUCAGCACUGCGUCUGAGUUUGAGUUCGGUGCUGCACGUUUAGCUAGCAUCAACUCGGAGAAUCUUAGGGAUGUGUUUAUGCCCGAGAAGCUAAUUGGCUGAAUUGGCUACUUUAGGGCUAGCAUGCUAACUCUGCUGUGCGUGUGAGCUACUUUCAGCAGGGAAUGUUUGAAGAGGAUGGCUGCGGUAUUAUAUCAAGUAUUUUUUCCCGUUUGUAGCUUUAUGUUGGAUGAACACACAGUUGCAAGACAAAGUAUGCGAACCCCUUGGGAUUACUUGGAUUUUGGCAUACAUUUCACAGAAAGUGUGUUCUGAUCUUCAUCUAAGUCACAACAAUAGAAAAACAGAAUCUGUUUAAACUAAUAAAAAAUGAUAGGUUUCCAUGUUUUUAUUGAACACAACGUGUAAUCAUUCACAGUGCAGGGCGGAAAAGGUAUGUGAACCUUUGGCAGCAAUAAGCUCAACCAAACGUUUCCUGUAGUUGCAGAUCAGACCUGCACAAUGGUUAGGAAUGAUUCUGGACUAUUCCUCUUUGCAAAACUGUUUCAAUUCAGCGAUUAUCUUUGGAUGUCUCGUGUGAAUCUCUUUUCUGAGGUCAUGCCACAGUAUCUCAAUCAGGUUGAGGUCAGGACUCUGACUGGGCCACUCCAGAAGUUGUAUUAUCUUCUGUUGAAGCCAUUUUGUCAUUGAUUUACUUCUUUUCUUUAGCUCUUUGUCAUUUUCUAAGAGCCCUUUUGUGCGAGACACGGAUC
Danio aesculapii is the source of this 3749-nucleotide messenger RNA. RefSeq names its product phosphodiesterase 11a (gene pde11a). Gene Ontology annotation, molecular function: protein binding; 3',5'-cyclic-nucleotide phosphodiesterase activity. The record is from RefSeq and is a predicted model, not a curated record. The transcript has 20 exons. The coding region runs from base 221 to 2908 and encodes 895 amino acids. Lineage: Eukaryota; Metazoa; Chordata; Actinopteri; Cypriniformes; Danionidae. Gene Ontology annotation, biological process: signal transduction.